GGACCGCGCCGGCCGCCGCAUCCUGCUGGUCGUCAUGUCACUCAUGUUCGGCAUCGAGAUCGGCUUCAAGCUGGCCACGCGGCAGCUGAUCUACCUGCUGAACCCGUGUCACGUGACCACGGCCACACAGAUUAUCUUGCUGGCUAUACCGCCGAGCAAGUAUACGACCAUCAUAUUCCGAAUACACCUGAACUUCAUGAACGGCGCCGUUCUGGCCCUUCUGUUUCCCGUCACGAAUACACGUCUGCUGCCGUUCGAAGCCGAGUUGUACUGGAUCCAGCACUCGAUGAUGCUGGUGGUGCCAUACUACAUGCUCCGCCUGGGAGGGGUGUACACCAUCGAGAAGCUGCAAGACAUGACGUGGUCGGUGAUGUCGCUGGGCAUGUCGAUGCUGUACCACUUCACCGUGCUGCAGGCCAUUGGGAUCGCGACCACGGUCAACCUGAACUCGAUGGUGUGCCCAGCCAUCUCUGACCCUUUCUACGGGCCCUGGUACCGGGUGGCGGCAUUCAUACACCAGUCGCUCUUCAUACCGCUCUGCUGCAAGGUCUUCUGUGUCAUCGCCCGAUUCUUUUUGACUCAGUUCAAGCCGACAGCCGUGAAGCCGCACCUGUGGACGGAUGUGACAGAGGCGGCGCACCAGCGGAGCGCCCAGCCGCGCUGCGCCAGCUGCCACCGGCGCACCUACAGCAACGGCGGCGCCGGCGACGGGCUGCGUCCGACCGUCGGCGGCGACAAGGCCGACUGAGCGGGCGCCGUGGAGGCUGCACUCCCGGGGCGGGGCUGCUCUCGGCCCCGGGCAGGAGGUGGUCCGCAGCAGCGGGCCACGCGGAGGCCCAAUGGUGGCGGGCACACGAAUCGAGGAGAGUCUCCGGGUUGAUCGUAAGGAUAGCU
Messenger RNA from Pollicipes pollicipes, 894 nucleotides. Its product is annotated as transmembrane protein 164-like. NCBI's taxonomy places the organism in Eukaryota, Metazoa, Arthropoda, Thecostraca, Pollicipedomorpha, Pollicipedidae. The record is from RefSeq and is a predicted model, not a curated record. Bases 35 to 748 code for a protein of 237 amino acids. The transcript has 6 exons.